This is a messenger RNA of Vitis riparia (riverbank grape), 1897 nucleotides long. RefSeq lists its product as uncharacterized. The transcript has 2 exons. NCBI's taxonomy places the organism in Eukaryota, Viridiplantae, Streptophyta, Magnoliopsida, Vitales, Vitaceae. The record is from RefSeq and is a predicted model, not a curated record. Bases 297 to 1532 code for a protein of 411 amino acids.
UUCUACAUUUUUUUCUAUACACGUUCUCAAGCAUUUUGUCAUGAUCCAAUAAUUCUUGCUUGUGUACUGUACUAGUCUUCUAAAAUCCCUAGAGCUUGGACUUUGAACACCAUUUUCCAAGCCAUCUUUGCAAAAUUUCAUGAUUACAUUGGAAUUAUGGGUCGUGUGGGAUUGAGCUCUGCUACCAUCUCUCACAGCAACCAGAGAGGAAAAAGUCAACCUUGUGAAGUCUCUUAGGAUAGUAUUCCCACCACCAAGACGUCCAUCCCAACAAAUUUUUAAGAGCGGCAAAUGAAAUGACAGGUGAAUUCUUCUCAAAUGAAGAAGAUGAGACGCAGUCUUCAAGCUCAAGAUCAGCCUUCUGUUGGUGGAGAACAGCCCAGGAAUUCCAAGACCAUGCCCGUCUUAAACUGGAUCUUCACACCCUCUCACACCUUACUCCCAGGCGCAGACUCCUUCGAGAACUGGAGAGACUCGCCUUAGUUGCCGACCAAGGCCUGGAUGAGCUCCGCCACAAGCUCAUCACCUACCACUCCGGCGAUUUCUGGCUCCCCACCGGUGGAAUCAGCAAGGCAGAUAUGGAUGUUCCACCGGUUAUCACUAUGCUCCUGGUGGGUCUCUCUGGUUCUGGCAAAAGCUCUCUCGUCAACUUGAUGUACAGUGUCCUUGGCCGUUCUGGCCUCAUCCCUUUCGCUCAGACUUCGAGGGAGUCUUCCAAUUACACUACGAUGUUUUUAGAAGAACACAACGCCCUGAGAUCGGUGCGAAGUGGGUUCUGCGUGUAUGACACCAGGGGUCUAGAUUUGAACCGCAUGAGGGAGGGUCUCGAGGAGAUCUCGUCUUGGAUGGCUGAUGGGGUACGCCAUUAUCAGCCCUGUUCCAGACCAGAGGACGACGCCACAACGCCUCCAAUGGGGUGUCAACUGUCCUCUGCAAGAUUCACCGCGCGCCCAGUCAAUUGCGCUGUGCUGGUAGUGAACCUAGCAGAGAUCACUAAAGCCUUCAACAAUGGCGAUCUUAAGCUAGCAGAGGCCACCAGAGACCUCUUCCGCUGCCCUGCCAUCAGAAAAUCAAGUAACCCUCUCUCUAUAUCUCCCCCUAGAAUGAUUCCUGAUUUGAGAUUGAUUUCAUGGUGGUCGUUGCAAACUUGCAGACGAGAAACCCCUUCUAAUACUCACCCAUGGAGACUAGUUAACGCCGGAGGAGAGAAUCGGCGGUCGCCUGAAGCUCUGCGAGUAUCUGGGUGUGGCGGAGGCCACGGGUGCAUACGAUAUACCGUGUCUGACGGAGCUGGGGAUACUACCCGAAGAGUCCGAUCCGGUUACAUCCUAAGCCUUAACCGAAGCAGUCUAUCGGGUCCUGAUCCAAUCCGAUCGGACCCAUCUCCUGAAGAGAAAGCCCAAGGACUGGCUCCUCAUCUUUUGGUCCUGGAUCAUGUGCUUACUUCUUCUCAAAACUUGGCCGCAAGAAAGUAUAGAGAGCGUGAAAGUUUAACCUUUUUUUUUUCUUUUUUUCUUUUUUUCUUUUUUUGACUUUCUUAAAAAGGCCACAUUUUGAUUUUGCUUUGAUUUCGUGGGUCCAAAUUUGGGUCUAAGUGGGCUUCUUUUAUUAUUAUAUAUGCCAUAAUAGAUGGGGAACCGUGGAGGUGUGUGGAUGUGGUUGAGCGAGAGAGAGAGAGAGAGAGAGAGAUACCUAAUCUCCCAAAGCCAUCUGUCAGCCAACGAGUUUCCAGCUAAUCUCAGAAUUUUCUUGGGGCCCAAACAAGGCAAAAGGGCAUUUCAAAUUGUGGGCGUUUGGAUAUGGGACUUUGAACCAAUUCGGAUGGGUAUGCAAAGUGAUUAUUUAAGGGGAUGAUAUAAUUACGUCUUGUUUGGUUAUUCAAAGUUUCAUUUUGGCA